Scatophagus argus is the source of this 1241-nucleotide messenger RNA. RefSeq names its product uroporphyrinogen III synthase (gene uros). Gene Ontology annotation, biological process: uroporphyrinogen III biosynthetic process. Lineage: Eukaryota; Metazoa; Chordata; Actinopteri; Scatophagidae. The record is from RefSeq and is a predicted model, not a curated record. The coding region runs from base 179 to 964 and encodes 261 amino acids. The transcript has 10 exons. Gene Ontology annotation, molecular function: uroporphyrinogen-III synthase activity.
UUGUCUUUUUUGAGUAGUUCAUAUCAUCUUACUACACGAGCAAGAUACAUUAGUGGCUUAUUGUCACUAGGCAUUUCUGACGCUUUCUAUUAAUGGGACCGUUACUGUAGCUGAACUGUCGUGUGUCUUCCUUACGUAAACAAUAACACAAGAAGACAUUAGCCAGGUCUUUGUCAAGAUGCAUGUGCUGCUUCUCAAAGAGCCAAGAGAUGGAGAGUCUGGACCUGAUCCUUACAUAACGGAACUGGCAUCAUGUGGACAUAAAGCAACCCUUAUCCCUGUGCUGUCUUUUAAGUUUGUCUCAUUAAAUACGUUGUCAGAUAAGCUUUUCCAACCAGACAAACAUGGUGGUCUUGUAUUCACCAGUCCAAGAGCAGUGGAGGCUGUGAAGAUGUGCUUAGAAGCAGAAGAAAGGCGAGAAGAAUGGAACAGCUCUGUGAAAGACAAGUGGAACGGCAAGUCCAUCUAUGUGGUUGGGAAGGCGACAGCUGCAUUAGUGCGAAAUCUGGGUCUGAAUCCUUUCGGCGAGGACACCGGGACAGCAGACGUCCUAUCACGUGUUAUCAUUGAACGAGAGGACACAAAUAUUCCACCGCUUUUUUUCCCCUGUGGCUCAAUCAAAAGAGAAGUCUUGCCUACGGCUUUAAGGGACAAUGGAGUGCCCCUGGAGACUCUGACUGUCUAUCAAACAGCUGAACAUCCAGAUCUGGAGAAAAAUCUAAAGAACUAUUUCACAGAGCAGGGCACUCCCGCCAGCAUAGCUUUCUUCAGUCCAUCAGGAGUGAAGUUUUGCCUGGAAGCAGUACGGAGGCUGUCAGGUGAACAGCUGCCUCAAAUAAAGUUUGCUGCCAUAGGGCCUACUACACGGGACGCUAUGACAGCAGAAGGUCUGUGUGUCAGCUGUACUGCAGAAAAGCCAACGCCGGAACACCUGGCAGCAGCUAUAGCCAAAGCUCUGCAGUAACCCCCGACGGGCUCCAUACGCUUUAUCUCCUCUCUUUGUACAUUCUCUGUUAUUUAUAUGUAUUGUCUUUUAUCUCUUUUACUUUACUGCUCAGCUUGCCAGUUUUUUGUGUACAUCAGCUACUUUGCACAGGGAAAAAGAAAAGCUUUCUGUCAGAAAAGCCUGAAUAAUGUAAGUGAAUAUAAUUAGAAAUUUUAUUUAUGUCCAGCUUGCUCAAGAAAGUCAAUAUAGCAUUUUAUUUUUGAGAAUAAACUUGGGUCGCUGUGAGGAUAUGGAA